Paramecium octaurelia is the source of this 2631-nucleotide messenger RNA. The record is from the annotation of a GenBank genome assembly. NCBI's taxonomy places the organism in Eukaryota, Ciliophora, Oligohymenophorea, Peniculida, Parameciidae.
AUGGAAAUUUUUAAAUGUAGACAUGAAACUCUUGAAAAUGAAGAAAUAUUUGGAUUUUGUUUGAAUUAAAAUUGUUAAAAGCCAACUCAAUAUUAUUAUGAAUGUUUAUAAACAAAUCAUUCGGAUCAUUUCGAUGAUUGUAUUAGAUUCACUAAAAUAAUCUAAUUUUUAAAUGAAUUUAUGCAAGUGUACAAUCAAUCAAGGAAAUAACUUCAAGAAGUCUCGAAAUAACUUUCACAUUAUUUUGAAUAGAUUUUUUUUUAAAUGGAUCAGGAUAUUAAAAUAUUGGAAGAAAUGAUUGAAUAACUUAUAUAAAAAGAGUAUUUGACUUUUAAAUCAUAAAUUAACUCAAUUAAACAGUUUUACUAAAAGGGAAAAGAAAAUUAAUUAUGUAUCUUGUUUUAAUUAAUUAAAAUAGAAGAAUAAAUAUAAAAAUUCAAUAAUAUACUUGAUACAAUUAAGAAUAUGGUAUCUGAAAAAGCUUAAGAUUAAACUAAUAAUGGUAAUUAAAUAGAUAAUAAAAAUGAUGAAUCUAUUUAGGUGACCAAUAAUUAAAUACAAUACAAUUUUGAAGAAGCUGAAAAAUAUUUUAAUGAAGGUAUCAUUAAUUUUAAUGGUAUUAAGGUAAAGCAUUAGAAAUUUUACAGAAAUACUAAGAAGCUAUUGAGUGUUAUGACAAAGCUAUUGCAAUUAAUCCAAAAUAUGACAAAGCAUUGAAUAAUAAAGGUGAUUUUUAUUAAAUUAAUAAUACUUAGGAUUGGCAUUACAAAAUUUAAAUAAAUGUUAAGAAGCUAUUGAGUGUUAUAACAAAGCUAUUGCAAUUAAUCCAAAAUAUGAUAAAUCAUGGAAUAAUAAAGGUAAUUUAUAUUAAAUUAAUAUUACUUAGGUUUGGCAUUACAAAGUUUAAAUCAAUAUUAAGAAGCUAUUGAGUGUUAUGACAACGCUAUUGCAAUUAAUCCAAAAUAUGAUAAAGCAUGGAAUAAUAAAGGUAAUUAUUAUUACAUUAAUAAUACUUAGGUUUGGCAUUACACAAUUUAAAUUUAUAUUAAGAAGCUAUUGAGUGUUAUGACAACGCUAUUGCAAUUAAUCCAGAAUAUGAUAGAGCAUGGAAUAAUAAAGGUAAUUAUUAUUACAUUAAUAAUACUUAGGUUUGGCAUUACACAAUUUAAAUUUAUAUUAAGAAGCUAUUGAGUGUUAUGACAACGCUAUUGCAAUUAAUCCAGAAUAUGAUAGAGCAUGGAAUAAUAAAGGUAAUUAUUAUUACAUUAAUAAUACUUAGGUUUGGCAUUACACAAUUUAAAUUUAUAUUAAGAAGCUAUUGAGUGUUAUGACAACGCUAUUGCAAUUAAUCCAGAAUAUGAUAGAGCAUGGAAUAAUAAAGGUAAUUAUUAUUACAUUAAUAAUACUUAGGUUUGGCAUUACACAAUUUAAAUUUAUAUUAAGAAGCUAUUGAGUGUUAUGACAACGCUAUUGCAAUUAAUCCAGAAUAUGAUAGAGCAUGGAAUAAUAAAGGUAAUUAUUAUUACAUUAAUAAUACUUAGGUUUGGCAUUACACAAUUUAAAUUUAUAUUAAGAAGCUAUUGAGUGUUAUGACAACGCUAUUGCAAUUAAUCCAGAAUAUGAUAGAGCAUGGAAUAAUAAAGGUAAUUAUUAUUACAUUAAUAAUACUUAGGUUUGGCAUUACACAAUUUAAAUUUAUAUUAAGAAGCUAUUGAGUGUUAUGACAACGCUAUUGCAAUUAAUCCAGAAUAUGAUAGAGCAUGGAAUAAUAAAGGUAAUUAUUAUUACAUUAAUAAUACUUAGGUUUGGCAUUACACAAUUUAAAUUUAUAUUAAGAAGCUAUUGAGUGUUAUGACAACGCUAUUGCAAUUAAUCCAGAAUAUGAUAGAGCAUGGAAUAAUAAAGGCAAUUAUUUUUAGUUUAUUAACACAUAGGGUCUGCAUUACAACACUUAAUUCAAUAUUAAGAUGCUAUUGAGUGUUAUAACAAAGCAAUCUCAGUUAAUCCAAAAUAUAAUAAAGCAUGGAGUAAUAAAGGUAAUAAUUCUUAAAGGAUUAUUAUUCAGCUUAAGCAUUACACAAUUUAAAUUAAUAUUAAGAAGCUAUUGAGUGUUAUGACAACGCUAUUGCAAUUAAUCCAAAAUAUGAUAAAGCCUGGAAUAAUAAAGGUAAUUUUUAUUAAAUUAAUAAUACUUAGGAUUGGCAUUACAAAGUUUAAAUCAAUAUUAAGAAGCUAUUGAGUGUUAUGACAACGCUAUUGCAAUUAAUCCAAAAUAUGAUAAAGCAUGGAAUAAUAAAGGUAAUCAUUUUAAAAUUAUUAAUAUUUAGGUUUAGCAUUACACAAUUUAAAUCAACAUUAAGAAGCCGUUGAGUGUUAUGACAUAGCUAUUGCAAUUAAUCCAAAAUUUGAAGCCGCAUGGAUUGAUAAAGGUCAAUUUAAUAUAGUAUCAUCUAGGCGUUGCAUUAAAUAAAUUAAAGAAAUAUAGUGAGGCAAUUUUAUGCUAUGAUUAUGCAAUUUCUAUUUGCAUUGAUCCUCUAACAUUAAAACUUAAAGGUAGAUAAUUCUUAAUUACAUUUAGCUGAUACAUUAUUUGAAUUAGGGAAAAACAAUGAAGCGGAUAAGUUUUAUUGA